AUGGACUUCUUCUGGCAGGCUCCCCCAGUCACUAGGACUCUUACAGCCUUGACUCUGGUUCAAUCCGCGUUGGUACAUGGUGGUUUAAUGAGCGGCUACCAUGUUCUCUACCUGCCGAGUCUGAUCUUUAAAUGGCGCCCGGAAAUUUGGCGACUGGCCACCCCAUUCUUACUAACCGGACCUGGCUUGUCCUUUGUCUUUGACCUAUACUUCAUGUACCACUAUGGCAGUUCUCUGGAGACAGGCUCGGCUCGCUUUGACCGACCUGGAGAGUUCUUCAUUUACCUGUUGUUUGUAGCCUUCACCCUCAUGCUGAAGCGGUUCCUGGAAGCGAGGGAGAUUACCCCUGCGUCACGUGCAGCACCGUCAAUUCGCAAAAUAUAG
Molecule: messenger RNA, 384 nt
Organism: Penicillium antarcticum
Lineage: Eukaryota; Fungi; Ascomycota; Eurotiomycetes; Eurotiales; Aspergillaceae
Exons: 4
Coding region: 1-384 (127 amino acids)
Biological process (GO): endoplasmic reticulum unfolded protein response
Cellular component (GO): endoplasmic reticulum membrane; Hrd1p ubiquitin ligase ERAD-L complex
Molecular function (GO): misfolded protein binding; ubiquitin-specific protease binding
Source: RefSeq, a predicted model, not a curated record